GGCGCUCCCGUCUGCCCGGCCAGCGCUCCGCACAGAGGAACAGGAAGCCACCUGCCACCAUGAGCAGCACUCUGUCGCCCACAGACUUUGACAGCUUGGAGAUCCAGGGCCAGUACAGUGACAUCAAUAACCGCUGGGACCUGCCUGACUCAGAUUGGGACAAUGACAGCAGCUCAGCCCGCUUGUUUGAGAGGUCUCGCAUUAAGGCCUUGGCAGAUGAGCGAGAAGCCGUGCAAAAGAAAACCUUCACCAAAUGGGUGAACUCACACCUGGCCCGGGUGACAUGCCGGGUGGGAGACCUGUACAGUGACCUCCGGGAUGGACGCAACCUCCUGAGACUUCUUGAAGUGCUCUCGGGAGAGACACUGCCAAAGCCCACAAAGGGUCGCAUGCGGAUCCACUGCCUAGAGAACGUGGACAAGGCGCUGCAGUUCCUGAAAGAACAAAAAGUGCAUUUGGAAAAUAUGGGCUCCCACGACAUUGUGGACGGAAACCACCGCCUGACCCUUGGGCUGGUCUGGACCAUCAUCCUUCGGUUCCAGAUCCAAGACAUCAGUGUGGAGACAGAAGACAACAAGGAGAAAAAGUCAGCCAAGGACGCCCUGCUGCUGUGGUGCCAGAUGAAGACUGCGGGGUAUCCCAAUGUCAAUGUGCACAACUUCACCACCAGCUGGAGAGAUGGACUGGCCUUCAAUGCCAUUGUGCAUAAACACCGGCCAGACCUACUGGAUUUUGAGUCCCUAAAGAAGUGCAAUGCACACUACAACCUGCAAAAUGCUUUCAAUCUGGCUGAAAAGGAGCUGGGGCUCACCAAGCUGCUGGAUCCUGAAGAUGUGAAUGUGGAUCAACCGGACGAGAAGUCGAUCAUUACCUAUGUGGCUACUUACUACCACUACUUCUCCAAGAUGAAGGCCCUGGCUGUGGAAGGCAAAAGAAUUGGCAAGGUGCUAGACCACGCCAUGGAGGCAGAGCGCCUGGUGGAGAAGUAUGAGUCCCUGGCUUCAGAGCUGCUGCAAUGGAUCGAACAAAUGAUUGUGACCCUCAAUGACCGGCAGCUGGCCAAUUCCCUGAGCGGAGUACAGAACCAGCUGCAGUCCUUCAAUUCCUAUCGCACAGUGGAGAAACCGCCCAAGUUCACUGAGAAGGGGAACUUGGAAGUGCUACUCUUCACCAUCCAGAGCAAGCUACGGGCCAACAAUCAGAAAGUCUACACACCCCGCGAGGGCCGGCUCAUCUCCGACAUCAACAAGGCUUGGGAGCGGCUUGAGAAAGCCGAGCAUGAGCGUGAGCUGGCCCUGCGCACGGAGCUGAUCCGCCAGGAGAAGCUGGAGCAGCUGGCAGCCCGCUUCGACCGCAAGGCCGCCAUGCGGGAGACCUGGCUCAGCGAGAACCAGCGCCUGGUGUCCCAGGACAACUUUGGGCUGGAGUUGGCAGCGGUCGAAGCAGCAGUGCGAAAGCACGAAGCCAUUGAGACAGACAUCGUGGCCUACAGUGGCCGGGUACAGGCAGUGGAUGCCGUGGCAGCGGAGCUGGCUGCUGAGCACUACCAUGACAUUAAGCGCAUCGCAGCGCGGCAGCACAACGUGGCAAGGCUCUGGGACUUCUUACGCCAAAUGGUGGCUGCCCGGCGGGGGGGGCUACUCCUUAACCUGGAGCUGCAAAAGGUGCUUCAGGACCUGCUCUACCUCAUGGACUGGAUGGAGGAGAUGAAGAGCCAACUGCAGUCUCAGGACCUGGGCAAGCACUUGGCUGGAGUGGAGGACCUGCUGCAGCUGCAUGAGCUGGUAGAAGCAGACAUUGCCGUGCAGGCCGAGAGGGUGCGGGCUGUCAGUGCCUCUGCUCUGCGCUUCUGCGACCCAGGAAAAGAGUACAGGCCCUGUGAUCCGCAACUGGUUUCAGAGCGGGUGGCCACCCUGGAGCAGAGCUAUGAGGCCCUGUGCAAAUUGGCAGCGACUAGGAGAGCACGUCUGGAGGAGUCGCGGCGUCUCUGGCGUUUCCUCUGGGAAGUGGGAGAGACCGAGGCCUGGGUGCGGGAGCAGCAGCACCUCCUGGCCUCAGCCGAGACAGGCCGGGACUUGACUGGUGUUCUUCGCUUGCUCAACAAGCAUACAGCCCUGCGGGGUGAGAUGAGUGGCCGGCUGGGACCCCUGAAGCUCACCCUGGAGCAGGGCCAGCAAUUGGUUGCCGAGGGUCACCCUGGGGCAAGCCAGGCCACUGCCCGCGCGGCUGAGCUCCAAGCACAGUGGGAGCGGCUAGAGGCACUGGCUGAGGAGCGUGCCCAGCGGCUCGCCCAAGCCGCCAGCCUCUACCAGUUCCAAGCAGAUGCAAAUGACAUGGAAGCAUGGUUGGUGGAUGCACUGCGCCUGGUGUCCAGCCCUGAGCUGGGGCAUGAUGAGUUCUCUACACAAGCUCUGGCCAGGCAGCAUCGGGCUCUGGAGGAGGAGAUUCGGGGUCACCGGCCAACCCUAGAUGCCUUGAAGGAACAGGCUAUGGCCCUACCUCCUGCACUAAGCCACACACCCGAGGUACAAGGCAGGGUGCCCACCCUGGAGCAGCACUAUGAGGAGCUGCAGGCCCGGGCGGGCGAGCGGGCACGGGCCCUGGAGGCAGCUCUGGCACUCUACACCAUGCUCAGUGAGGCCGGGGCCUGCGGACUCUGGGUGGAGGAGAAGGAGCAGUGGCUCAACGGGCUGGCCCUGCCUGAGCGUCUUGAGGACCUGGAGGUUGUGCAGCAAAGGUUCGAGACCCUGGAGCCUGAAAUGAAUGCCUUGGCAGCACGAAUUACUGCAGUGAAUGACAUUGCUGAGCAGUUGUUGAAACCCAACCCCCCGGGCAAGGACCGCAUUGUCAACACCCAGAAGCAGCUCAAUCACAGGUGGCAGCAGUUUCGGUCCCUGGCAGAUGGCAAGAAGGCAGCUCUGACCUCAGCCCUGAGCAUCCAGAACUACCACCUAGAGUGCACAGAGACCCAGGCCUGGAUGAGAGAAAAGACGAAGGUCAUUGAGUCCACCCAGGGCCUGGGCAAUGAUCUGGCUGGUGUACUGGCCCUGCAGCGUAAGCUGGCCGGCACUGAGCGGGAUCUGGAGGCCAUCGCCGCCCGGGUAGGGGAACUGACUCGAGAAGCAAAUGCCCUGGCUGCUGGCCACCCAGCCCAAGCCCCUGCCAUCAACUCCCGGCUUGGAGAGGUGCAAGCUGGCUGGGAGGACCUUCGGGCCACCAUGCGGCGUCGAGAGGAAUCACUGGGUGAGGCACGGCGGCUGCAGGACUUCCUGCGUAGCUUGGAUGACUUCCAGGCUUGGCUGGGCCGCACUCAGACCGCUGUGGCCUCUGAAGAAGGGCCAGCCACUCUGCCAGAGGCAGAGGCCCUCCUGGCCCAACAUGCAGCCCUGCGGGGAGAGGUGGAGCGGGCCCAGAGCGAGUACAGCCGGCUGCGGGCCUUGGGCGAGGAGGUGACCCGGGACCAGGCUGAUCCCCAGUGCCUCUUCCUGCGGCAGCGGCUAGAAGCCCUGGGAACCGGCUGGGAGGAGCUGGGCCGGAUGUGGGAGAGCCGGCAAGGCCGCCUGGCCCAGGCCCAUGGCUUCCAGGGAUUCCUGCGGGAUGCUCGGCAGGCUGAGGGUGUGCUCAGCAGCCAGGAAUAUGUCCUAUCACAUACGGAGAUGCCAGGGACACUCCAGGCUGCUGAUGCUGCCAUAAAAAAACUGGAAGACUUCAUGAGCACCAUGGAUGCCAGUGGGGAGCGAAUCCGUGGGCUCUUGGAGGCUGGGCGCCAGCUGGUGUCUGAGGGCAAUAUCCAUGCCGAGAAGAUUCAAGAGAAGGCAGGCUCCAUUGAGAGGAGACACAAGAAGAAUCAAGAAGCAGUGCAGCAGCUGUUGGGCCGUCUCCGGGACAACCGAGGGCAGCAGCAUUUCUUACAAGAUUGUCAUGAGCUGAAACUCUGGAUUGACGAGAAGAUGCUGACUGCCCAGGAUGUAUCCUACGAUGAAGCCCGCAACCUACACACCAAGUGGCAAAAGCACCAGGCAUUCAUGGCCGAGCUGGCGGCCAACAAGGACUGGUUGGACAAGGUAGACAAGGAAGGGCGGGAGCUGACUCUUGAGAAGCCAGAGCUGAAAGCUCUGGUGUCAGACAAGCUGGGGGACCUGCAUAGGCGCUGGGAUGAGCUGGAGACCACCACCCAGGCCAAGGCCCGCAGCCUCUUUGAUGCCAACCGAGCCGAGCUGUUCGCCCAAAGCUGCUCAGCCCUGGAAAGCUGGCUGGAGAGCCUGCAGGCCCAGCUACACUCUGAUGACUAUGGCAAGGAUCUUACCAGUGUCAACAUUCUACUCAAGAAACAGCAGAUGCUAGAGCGGGAGAUGGCUGUGAGAGAAAAGGAGGUGGAGGCGAUCCAGGCCCAGGCAAAAGCUCUGGCCCAGGAGGACCAAGGUGCAGGGGAGGUGGAAAGGACCUCGAGAGCUGUGGAGGAGAAGUUCAGGGCACUGUGCCAGCCCAUGAAGGAACGCUGCCAGCAUCUACAAGCUUCUCGCGAACAACAUCAGUUCCACCGAGAUGUGGAGGAUGAAAUUCUGUGGGUGACAGAGCGUCUGCCCAUGGCCAGCUCCAUGGAACAUGGCAAGGACCUGCCCAGUGUCCAGCUCCUCAUGAAGAAAAACCAGACCCUGCAGAAGGAGAUACAGGGCCAUGAGCCCCGGAUUGCUGACCUGACAGAGAGGCAGCGUGCUCUGGGUGCAGCAGCAGCAGGCCCAGAGCUGGCUGAGCUACAAGAAAUGUGGAAACGCCUGGGCCAUGAGCUGGAACUUCGAGGGAAACGACUUGAGGAGGCCAUGCGGGCCCAGCAGUUCUACCGCGAUGCUGCCGAGGCAGAGGCCUGGAUGGGUGAGCAGGAAUUACACAUGAUGGGCCAGGAGAAAGCCAAGGAUGAGCUGAGUGCCCAGGCAGAGGUGAAGAAGCAUCAGGUAUUGGAGCAAGCCCUGGCUGACUAUGCCCAGACCAUCCACCAGCUAGCAGCCAGCAGCCAAGAGAUGAUUGACCACGACCACCCAGAGAGCACGCGGCUAUCAAUUCGCCAAGCCCAGGUGGACAAACUGUAUGCCAGCCUGAAGGAGCUGGCCGGAGAGCGUCGAGAACGCCUGCAGGAGCACCUCCGGCUAUGCCAGCUACGCCGUGAGCUGGAUGACCUGGAGCAAUGGAUCCAGGAGCGCGAGGUGGUGGCAGCCUCUCAUGAGCUGGGCCAGGACUAUGAGCAUGUGACAAUGCUCCGGGACAAAUUCCGAGAGUUCUCCCGAGACACAAGCACCAUCGGUCAGGAGCGUGUCGAUAGUGCCAAUGCACUUGCCAAUGGGCUCAUUGCUGGGGGCCAUGCCGCACGGGCUACCGUGGCCGAGUGGAAGGACAGUCUCAACGAGGCCUGGGCUGACCUGCUCGAGCUGCUGGACACACGGGGCCAGGUGCUGGCCGCUGCGUAUGAGCUGCAGCGCUUCCUUCAUGGGGCCCGCCAGGCCCUGGCACGGGUGCAACACAAGCAACAACAACUUCCAGAUGGAACCGGCCGUGACCUCAACGCUGCCGAGGCCCUGCAGCGCCGACAUUGUGCCUAUGAGCAUGACAUCCAGGCCCUCAGUGCCCAGGUCCAACAAGUGCAGGAUGAUGGCCACCGGCUCCAGAAGGCCUACGCUGGAGACAAGGCUGAGGAGAUUGGCCGUCACAUGCAGGCCGUAGCCGAAGCAUGGGCCCAGCUACAGGGAAGCUCUGCCGCCCGCCGCCAGCUACUUUUGGACACCACAGACAAGUUCCGCUUCUUCAAGGCUGUUCGGGAGCUGAUGCUGUGGAUGGAUGGUGUUAACCUGCAGAUGGAUGCCCAGGAGAGACCACGAGAUGUGUCCUCUGCGGAUCUAGUCAUCAAGAACCAACAAGGCAUCAAGGCAGAGAUAGAGGCCAGAGCAGACCGCUUCUCUUCCUGUAUUGACAUGGGGCAGGAGCUGCUAUCCAGGAGCCAUUAUGCAGCCGAAGAGAUCUCAGAGAAGCUAUCUCAGCUACAGGCCCGGCGCCAGGAGACAGCUGAUAAGUGGCAGGAGAAGAUGGACUGGCUCCAGCUUGUUUUGGAGGUGCUCAUGUUUGGGAGAGACGCGGGGAUGGCAGAGGCGUGGCUGUGUAGCCAAGAGCCAUUAGUGCGGAGUGCUGAGCUGGGUUGCACAGUUGAUGAAGUUGAGAGCCUCAUCAAGCGGCAUGAAGCCUUCCAGAAGUCAGCAGUGGCCUGGGAGGAGCGUUUCAGUGCACUGGAGAAGCUCACUGCGCUGGAGGAGCGGGAGAAGGAGCGGAAGAGAAAAAGGGAGGAAGAGGAACGGAGGAAACAGCCCCCUACUCCAGAACCCACAGCCAGUCUGCCUGAAGGGGACCAAUGGGGUGGCCAGACAGUUCCUGAUGCCACCUGGGAUGGCCAUUCCAGAACCCAGUCACGGCUGCCACCAUCCACACAAGCGCCCAGCGUUAAUGGCGUCUGCACAGAUGCAGAGUCCUCACAGCCCCUGAUGGAACAACAGAGACUUGAGCAGGGCAGCUUCCCAGAAGGGCCUGUGUCUAGUACAGGAGAUGAAUCCAAUAGGCAACGGGGAGAGAAGCAGGCCCGGACACAGGGCCCAGCAAUGCCCCAGAGCAGGUCCUCUGAGUCAGCCCACAUUGCCACUUUGCCCUCUCGAGGCCCAGAGGUCUCUGCCCAGGAACAGAUGGAGGGGAUGCUGUGUCGCAAACAGGAGAUGGAGGCCUUUGGCAAGAAGGCUGCCAACAGGUCUUGGCAGAACGUGUACUGUGUCCUGCGGCGUGGGAGCCUUGGCUUUUACAAGGACGCGAAGGCAGCCAGCACAGGAGUGCCAUACCACGGAGAAGUGCCUGUCAGCCUGGCCAGGGCCCAGGGCAGCGUUGCCUUUGAUUAUCGAAAGCGCAAACAUGUCUUCAAGUUGGGCUUACAGGAUGGAAAAGAAUAUUUAUUCCAGGCCAAGGACGAGGCAGAGAUGAGCUCAUGGCUGCGGGUGGUAAAUGCGGCCAUUGCUACUGCAUCCUCUGCUGCUGGAGAGCCAGAAGAGCCAGUGGUGCCCAGUGGCCCCCGGGGCAUGACCCGGGCUAUGACCAUGCCCCCAGUAUCACCAGUUGGGGCUGAGGGGCCUGUCGUGCUUCGUGGCAAGGAUGGCAGAGAACGAGAGCGAGAAAAACGCUUCAGCUUCUUCAAGAAGAACAAGUAGUCAGGGGCAAGAGUCCCAGGCCAGCUCCCUCCCUCUGUUAGGAAACUGCCAGGGACUGUUGACAGGGACCACCUUCUUGUCAGGACAAUUACCUGCUGCUAGGGUCUGUUGCCAAGGUCAACCCAUCACCAGGAACUGUCACCGGGGACAAGUUCAGUGUUUCCAAGGACAACCCUCUUCUGCUAUUUAACUCUAGACUUGUGGUGGGACCCAGGCAACCCCCAAUUCUACUGCCCCACUCCCUCUUCUUCCCUCUUCCCCAGCCUUAUGCCUCUCUAUACCCCACUAAUGCGGACACCACCGCACCCUCAACACAGGCCAUUUGGGGAAUGGCUACCCCCACCUCAGGGUCCUUCUCACCACAGCUGGGGCACACCAUCCAGUUCCUUGCCUCUGGGGACCAGCCAGGAAUCUCUCAGAGCUGAAGCAGGACCUGGGGGCAAGAGUGCAAGAUGACAGAGUCAGAGGUGCCUAAGCUCCCCCUUCCUACCUUCCCUCAUCCUCUGAUUCAAGUGGCCAAUCUAUCUCCAGCUGCUCUCAGUGACUUCCAGGUGUGAGUUAUUCAGGGUCAACCACAGCCUUGAAUCUGGCCAAGGAGAUGAUUAAACAGCUCAGCUUCUCUUUCUGCCUCUGGGUGUCCUUGCUUUCCUGACCACAGCCUCUCUGCCUAAGUCCAUGUUCUCUCCUUUGGCUCUGGUCUUCUACAUGCCAGGUUUCCACUCUGCCCCAGCCUCCAAGCCCUCAAAGAACCACAUUACUAAGGUUCUUAGUCUCCCCAUCUCUAUCCCACUUCCCUCAACACUGGCCAUUUGGGGAAUGGCUAGUAACCCCGUUUGCUGGUUGACCAGUGCCGAGCCUCUGUGGACCAAAGAAGUUCACUAAGGGUUGGGAUGAUGCAGGAUUCAUAAAAGGCAGUGAGGGAUCCUUCUCUGACACACAACUUCCUUUGUUCGUGACUCUCUCAACUGUUAUAAAAAAUGGAAGACUGCAGCGUGUGGCCACCUAGUCUCAGCCACAACUCAGGCUGACAGUAGAGUUGAGUACAUAAGGGGGUGAUAAUUGAUCCCACUUUGUCUCUUCCCUCAUAGAAUCAAGGAAGCUCAGGCAAGGAUCAGGAAACUGGCAGGUACCCAAUCCACUGACCCUUGGAAUGACAUCACCCAUCACCUUGAGAAGCCAUGAUGUACAUCCUAAGUAUAUAAACACACACAUGCACGCACGCACACAAGCACACACACACACGCAUGCAUGCACGCACACCUGGGAAUAUAUUCUAGAGCUAAUGAAGUAUUGAAAAAGGAGCAAGUGGCUUCUUCCUUGUCUCUAGCUUGGCAAAUUGGAGUUUUCAAGGCAAUGGUGCUGACUCCAGAUGUUGAUGGAGAUGACCAUUUCUUGGUGGCCUCCUACAGAAAAAGCUGUCCUUUUACUGUUUUCUAUACACAUACACAAACCAACUUUCCAGAAAAGCAGCUCUGUCAGCCUAAUCAGUUAAAGGUCUGGACUGAGCAGACCCCUGAGUAGCAUCAGUCAGAACAAAGUCAGGUGUGUGCAGGCCCAAGACUAGCACCACACAAUCCCAGAAUGGGCUCCAAAGAUGAGAUCUGGUGGACCAGAUAGCUCACGGGGUAAUUUUCUAAACUUUCUCUUAAGAUGGACAUAUUUGGUAUUCCACAGUAAACGUGGAUAAAUGAAACAGUCUGUCAUGGGACUAAAUGGAAAAAUAUAUCCAUACUACAAAGAUACUUCUUGUUCUUCGAGUGCACUAUAAAAUCUCCAGUAAAUGAGCCAUACAUUGUGGAGUGCUUAGGGAAUCUUCAGCAUUUGCACUCCAUGGUGGCAAGCCUGGAGGUUUAGUGAAAAAUCAAUAAUUGAACAUUUUAAAAGGAAAUUUAUAUGCAGGAAGGAAAUUAAUGGAGAGAUAAUUAUUUUAAUGUAAAAAUUUCAGUGUAAAUAGGGCAGCCCACUGAAGCAAUCCUGAAGAAUGCAAUCUUUGUGGAUGGAGAAUAAGACUAAAAAUUUGGUCUGAGUGUCAUCUAUUAAUACAUAUGCGUGGCAGCUGAAGCUACUUUGGGGCACGAUUUUUUAAGGACAGAUAUAGAAUAGGAUAAGUAGAGGGCCAGAAAGUAAGUCUUGGGAGAUAUCUUCAGAUGUGGGUAGAAGAAAAAAAAUUCCAAGAAAGAUGACAGGUGGAAUGGGGCAGAGAGGGGUGUGAAACAAGUUUAAAGCACGAAAGUACAAUAAAUACAGACAUUGCAAUUGUGGGGAAAUAUGGACAGAUAAAAUGGCUUAAUUACCUGCAGGAAAAUGUUUGCAUUCUUACUUGACUACCUGUAAGGGUGGGCCCUAGAUCUAUGCUGUCCAAUAUGGCAGCCACUGACCACAUGUGGCUACUGAGCACUUGAAAUGUGGCUAAAUCCAAAUUCAGAUGUUCUGUAAGUAUAAAAUACCAGAUUUCAAGGACUUAAAAGGAAAAGAAUUAAUAUCUUA
This is a messenger RNA of Tupaia belangeri chinensis (Chinese tree shrew), 9719 nucleotides long. It is a transcript of the gene SPTBN2, whose product is annotated as spectrin beta, non-erythrocytic 2. NCBI's taxonomy places the organism in Eukaryota, Metazoa, Chordata, Mammalia, Scandentia, Tupaiidae. The transcript is spliced from 37 exons. The coding region runs from base 60 to 7232 and encodes 2390 amino acids. The record is from RefSeq and is a predicted model, not a curated record. Gene Ontology annotation, molecular function: structural constituent of cytoskeleton; actin binding; phospholipid binding. Gene Ontology annotation, cellular component: spectrin.